GCACAAAGAUCAGGAUUUGCAGGAAAUAAUAUCUCGGGUUUAUUAAAUCCUGGCAACCAAGGAAGGACCCAACAGUCAGCUCCAACGUCUCUCUUUGCUACUGGUCGAUUACCUUCGCAGUUUUCCCCAAUUCGCAUGAGUCAUGAUGCCCAGUUCUUCCCCCAGUUCGUCCUGGGCUGUCUCAUGCACCCUGUGAAGCUUAUAAACGCUGCUCCUCCCACUGCCCUUGUGUACAUCACUCCCUCGAUUCCUGACCGUGGCCCACUCAGUUUUCACUACCUGGUCGCACUCUAGUUCUAAAUUUAGCCGGUUCGGUAGGGUUGUUUGCGGGCCCCAAUUUUGGCUUUUUCUGAUUAUGCACUGCAUCAUUAGUGUCCAUGGUCAAGUGAAGUGAGCGUAACUGGGUCGUGUUUAUUAACGCUUCUUGGGAGAGACAGUCUGCUAUUGAUUUGAUUAGUUGUGCAUGACGCAGUGCUUGAUAUUUCUCCUUUCUUGAGUUUGUGUGGCGAGAGUUUUCCAGUUUCUGAGGUUUUUGCUUCCUUCCCGUGAUAGCUUCAACUCCUCCAUUGUCUUUCAAGAGUCAGUCCGUGUUUCUGGAAGAGGGCGGGUAUUAUCUCGUAGGGAAGUGCAGAGUUGCUAGAGCUUGAACUCUAGGGGAGUCAUUCCCAUGGACUCAUCCAUGAACGAGUACGAGUCGCGGAAAUGUUGGUGUGGAGUCCAUGCCUACCGGUUGAUCAUCAUUGGAGCCUUGUGCUUUUUACUUAGCGGCUUGGUUGCUGGUACCAAUGCCGCAACAAUCGGAAUUGGCUAUGGUACGAGUGGAGACAACCUUCCGCCAACCGAGCAAGUGGUGCAGUUCCUCAAAACUCUCAAUGUCACUAAAGUGAAAAUUUACAACACGGAUGCGAACGUUAUACGAGCAUUUGCGAACUCAGGAAUGGACCUCUCCAUCACAGUGCCGAAUGGAGACAUUAUUCAUAUGGCAACAGACAUGACGUUCACUCAGAACUGGGUCAUCUAUAACUUACAACCUUUUGUUCCUGCUACAACCAUCACCACCAUUGCUGUCGGGAAUGAGAUCCUUACCAGUGACACAGCUGAUACAGAUAACCUCGUACCUGCAAUGGUGAAUCUUCAUUCGGCACUCGUAACAGCCGGUCUUGGCGACAUCAAAGUCUCAACUCCGCACGCGUUCAGCGUGUUGAACGUAUCGUUUCCACCCUCUGCAAGCGUUUUCCGCCCUUCAUUUGCAGCCUCGGUAAUGAAACCUCUACUGGACUUCCUGAACCAGACAGGCUCCCCGUUCAUGGUAAACAUAUUCCCUUUUUUCAGCUACAUGUUCAACUACAACACCAUCAACCUUGACUACGCCCUGCUGAACCCUAACGCACCGCCUGUCAACGACCCCGGGAACGGCAAGAUAUACACAAAUCUUUGGGAUGCUCAGAUCGAUGCUAUCAUCUCUGCCAUGGCAUCCUUGGGGCACCCCAGCAUACCAAUCGUGGUGACGGAGUCUGGAUGGCCUUCAGUUGGUGAUGUUACUCAGGUGGGUCCCAGCGUAGCAAACGCUCAAACCUACAAUAACAAUCUGGUGAAGCUUGUGCUUGCAGAUCCGCCCAAGGGCACUCCUCUGAGACCUGGAGUUGCAACUCCAACCUACAUUUUCUCCCUCUUUAAUGAGAAUCUUAAGACUGGCAAGAUUACGGAGAAGAAUUGGGGUCUGUUCCACCCCGACAUGUCGCCCGUCUACACUGCCAGCUUGUCGACAUAAGCUGUGCCAGGCUUCUUCAGGUGAGCCCAGCUAUAUUUUUCCUACACAAGUAUUGCAUCGAAGGAGUCAAGAUUUUCGGUGAAGAUCAGCCUUCAGAUAUUGCACAACUUGUGCAAGCAGUGAUGAGUUAACGAUGUCGUCUAGUCUAGACUUAAUGCGCAGUCCUUUAUUUUGCAAUUUUUUGUGUCUUAACGAGUGUUGGUUUGUUACCAUCUCAUCGUCUAUUAGUAACAUAAUUUGUGCGACCAGCAUAUGCUCAACACAGUUGAGCUGCUGAGGAGAAGGCCUGAUAUCAUUUUCCACCUGUGGGGUAUCCACUGGGUAGUUAGAAUGCCAAGCUUGUUUUGUUUUGUUCUGGGCAACCCCAAGAGUAGCAGGAUCGUUAUAACAGGAUAUGACACCGUCAGCAACUGGAUUGCAUUGACUGAGACCUGUAGAUAUAGUUGUCUAUAAUGUGGCUUCAGUUGUGUCAACCCAUGAUUUGAUUCGACAUGAUGAGAAAUUGAGCAAGUGCACUACUCAAUUGUUAUUUCUUUUUUCAUUUAUAUAUAUAUAUAUAUAUUGCGCUGUUGAUCCAGCCCAAAACUAUUCUGUUU
This is a messenger RNA of Physcomitrium patens, 2367 nucleotides long. RefSeq names its product glucan endo-1,3-beta-glucosidase GI. The record is from RefSeq and is a predicted model, not a curated record. Gene Ontology annotation, biological process: carbohydrate metabolic process. Lineage: Eukaryota; Viridiplantae; Streptophyta; Bryopsida; Funariales; Funariaceae. Gene Ontology annotation, molecular function: hydrolase activity, hydrolyzing O-glycosyl compounds.